UUUGAGUAUUUCGUAAACUAGUGUUUAUUUAUUUAUUUUACUUGUUUAAGCCAAAAGUGCUUUAGAGUUUGUGUAGUUGUGUGAGCAGCAGCAGUGGCUGAGUAAGCUUGAGCAGUGUACGUGCGCGUCAAAAAAAAACAAACGAAAACGAAAUCUAAGCUGGUAAAGAAAACCAAAAAAACAAAUACAAAACACACAAACAAAAACUAGUUAAGUCUGCUUUAACUUACAGAUACAGUUUGUUGUGUGGUGCUUUUUUUUUUUCUUUAUUAUUUUAUCAAUUGUAUUGGUAUAAGUGCGUGUUGGUCUUAGACUGUAUGUGUGUAUUUUGUCAUCAACUUUGCACUUUUGCGCUCGCUUAACUUUCGUUAAGCUUACAGAUUGUUUUAGCGCUUGCUGCAGUUAGCACGCGUGCGCGCAGUUUCUCUCAUUUAUUUCUUGAAAAAUAUAAAGAUUUUGAAUUUUUGUGUGUUGUUUUUUGUUCGGUGUAUUAAAUAAUUUUACAACAAGACGUGUUUGUGUUAAUAUUUCGCGCUGGCUUACGAAUCCUUUAAAUACCUGAAGUAUUUGAAUUCGAAUCAAUGUUUGUAUUUAACACAUGUACGUUAUGCUAAACGGCGAAAGGCUCAAAUAUAAAAUAUAUUUAAUCGGUUAUUAUCUAUUUGGCAAGACGUAUCUAUAACGACAAAAAUAACUAAAAAAAACAAAAAUUUAUAUAACAUUUAAAUGCUUGUAAAAGAAAAAUUAUAAAAAAUAUAUAUUGAAAGCAAAAAGUGUUUGAAAUCUAACUUUAAUUUUUGUGUUUUAAAAAAAUACGAAUUGAGCAAAAGAAUUUAUUUACAUUAAAAGUGUUUCCUGUUAAUAAACCUGUAGAAAGCAAAAGUGCCAAAUUUUUUUAUAAUUUAUAAUUUAUUAAAAAAAAACAAACUAAGUUAAUUUAUUAGCAUAACUACAACAAAAAAGUCAUAGUUUUACUAUAUAUAUUUAUAAAUAUCCUGUUUAAGGAUUUCGUAGUGGACAUUUUAACGAAUUUAGUUUUAUAAAUACAACAACAACAUCAUGGAAAAACAACAAUUUCUAAUUGGAUUAAUUUUAUGGUGUUUAUGCGCUCCCGUACAUCUGCUACGCACCCCAGAAGAUCUCGAACCUAUUGCGCUUAAAGCUUUGCAGCUUGAGAGAGCACGCUCUUUAACCGCCUGCGAUGAUGAUCAAGUAGAGAGCGCCACUGCCACCACUUAUGAUGUUUGCCCACCGAGUAAAUAUCGUUUGCCUACUGGUGAAUGUAAUAAUGUAUCGCAUCGUAAAUGGGGUGCUCGUGGUGAUGUUUUCCUACGUUUGUUGGCGCCUGACUAUGCCGAUGGCAUUAGCCAGCCUAGAAGUUCGCAUGGUACCCAUGCUUUACCCGAUGCUGAGUUCGUCAUUGAACAAUUGCAAAAACAUAUUGAUCCCGAAGUCAGACAUCCUCAUAUUACCGCUAUGUUACCGGCCUGGGGUCAAUUGUUGGCCAAUGAUUUGAUAGAGGUCAGUCAAUUGCCCAUGGAAGGUAAAUGUUGUAAGUCUUCCACGGAACGUAAUCCACGUGAAGUUGAACAAUGCUAUGUACGUUCUGGUGCGGAUUGUAAGGAAUAUAGACGUUCUGCUCCCGGUUAUGAUUCAGAAUCUUGCUCUAAACAUAAACGUGAACAAAUGAAUGUAGCUUCGGCCUAUAUUGAUGCCAGUGGUUUGUAUGGUUCCACUUUGCAAGAUUAUCAGGAAAUUCGCACUUUUAUUAGUGGUGGUGUUAAGGUACAUGCUUGUAAAUAUUGCACAGUUCCAGGUGCCACUGGUGCUUUGCAUCGUGCUUUAUUGCAAGAACACAAUCAAAUUGCCGAACAAUUGGCUCAUUUGAAUUCGGACUGGUCCGAGGAGGAUGUAUUUUUGGAAACUAAACGCAUUAUAACUGCUCAAAUUCAACAUAUUACUUAUAAUGAAUUUUUGCCCUUGGUUUUGGGUCAAGAAACAACAGCCAAAGAAGGUUUAAGACUUGCUGCUGAAAAACACUCGACCAACUAUUCCAGUACAAAUCGUGGUGGUAUUUAUAAUGAAUUUGCUACCAGCGCUAUGCCUGCCUUUUUGACCAUGUAUCCUCCCGAAAUGCUCUCCUAUACCAUGUCCUCUUCGCAAUUAUUGUCCGUAGCUGCUUUGCAAAAAUCUUUGAUACCCGCCACCGCCAACAAAGAAGGCUGGACUGAUUUAGCUUUGGCUAUACAUCGUGCCCGUGAUCAUGGUAUUCCUUCCUAUGUCGAGGCUUUGGAUUUGUGUGAGAAACGUUUCUCUGAUAAUGCCAAUAUCACCUUUGACAAUUUGCACAAACACUCACGGAUUCCCGAAGAACACAUUACCACUUUGAGGGAUAUUUAUCAAACAGCCAAUGAUGUGGAUUUGUUGACGGGUGCUCUCUUGGAAGAUCCUGCUGUAGGUGCCUUGUUUGGUCCCACUAUUUCCUGUUUGUUGUCUUUGCAAUUUGAACAACUUAAGAAAACUGAUCGUUUCUGGUAUGAAAAUGAUUUGCCUCCCUCCUCUUUCACUUUGGAUCAGUUGAAGGCUAUCAGACAGACCUCUUUGUCUGGCUUGUUGUGUGCUUCUAAUCAAGUGCAUGAGGCCCAAUCGAAGGCCUUCAUUAGAGAAGAUAAUUUCUUGAAUACUUUGUUGAAAUGUGAUCAAAUCCAUAAAUUUGAUUUACGUCCCUGGUUGAAUAAUCCCGAGGAAGAAGAAUCCAUAGAACAUGUUGAAAUUGAACCUGUAGUCAAGGAAGUUAUGAGUGAACUGAAUCCUGAACUCUUGGAGGCUGCUGUCGAAAGAGCUAAGAUGGAAUUGGAAGAACGUAAACGUUUUGAGUAUGAAUCCUGGAUGGCACAGGGUGGCAUUAGCGCCAAAUCUCCGGAUGGUGUGGCCGCUUCUUUCAGCAAGGCUAGCCGCAAUGCUUUAUUGCUGGCUAACUCUUCGUUGAUGUUCGAAUUGGCUUCCAAUGAGAUUUUGAAUACUUUGACCUCCAUUAAUAGACGUAAACGUCAAGUCUUUGAUUCUGGCUUGCACUUCAAUCGCAAUGAGUUGACCGAAACUUUGCAAACCAUUGAUAUUAAUAGCUUCUUACAAAAUCGCCCAGUCAAAACCGAAUGUGAUGAUCCACCAGUAGCCUGUGAUACUACUACACCCUUCCGUACUUUUACCGGUUACUGUAACAAUUUGCGCAAUCCCAACUGGGGUAAAUCUUUGACAACCUUCUCUCGCCUUUUGCCUGCUCAAUAUGAUGAUGGUAUUUCCAAACCUAGACUAUUGGCUGUUACUGGAGCUCCUCUUCCUAAUCCCAGAACUAUUUCCACUGUUAUUCAUCCUGAUAUUUCCAACUUGCAUACCCGUUACUCUUUAAUGGUGAUGCAGUAUGCUCAAUUCUUGGAUCACGAUUUGACUUUGACACCCAUCCAUAAAGGUUUCCACGAAUCUAUUCCCAGCUGCAGAAGAUGUGAUUCUAAGCAAACCGUACAUCCGGAAUGUAAUCCCUUCCCUGUGCCAGCCGGCGACUACUAUUAUCCUGAAGUGAAUGUUACCAGUGGCGAACGUUUGUGUUUCCCCUCUAUGAGAUCUCUGCCUGGACAAUUGACUUUGGGUCCUCGUGAUCAAGUCAAUCAAAAUACUCACUUUUUGGAUGCUUCUAUGGUCUAUGGUGAAAACCCCUGUUUGGCUAACAAAUUGCGUGGCUUCAAUGGUCGCUUGAACUCUACCAUCCAUCCUGUAAGAGGCAAGGAAUUGUUGCCCCAAACUAAUAGCAAUCCCGAAUGUAAAUCACGCAGCAAUCUCUGCUUUAUUGCCGGUGAUGAACGUUCAUCCGAACAGCCAGGUCUUACCGCCAUUCACACUAUCUUCUUGCGUGAACACAAUCGUAUUGUUGAGGGCUUGAGAGGUGUUAAUCCCCAUUGGACCGGCGAUCAAUUGUAUCAUCAUGCUAGACGUAUUGUUAGUGCCCAAGUUCAACAUUUGACUUUCAAUGAGUUCCUGCCACGUAUUCUCAGUUGGAAUGCCGUCAAUUUGUAUGGUUUGAAAUUGUUGCCACAAGGUUAUUACAAGGAUUACAAUCCUUCAUGUUCACCCAUUAUCUUCAAUGAAUUUGCUACCGCUGCCUUCCGUAUUGGUCACUCGCUGUUGAGACCUCAUAUUCCUCGUUUGAGUCCUCAGCAUCAACCCGUCGAUCCUCCAAUUUUGUUGCGUGAUGGUUUCUUUAGAAUGGAUGCUUUAUUGCAGCCUGGCAUUAUUGAUGAAAUUAUGCGCGGUUUGGUGGCUACUCCCAUGGAAACAUUGGAUCAAUUUAUUACCGGUGAAGUUACUAACCAUUUGUUCGAAGAUCGCAAGAUUCCCUUCUCCGGUGUCGAUUUGAUUGCGUUGAAUAUUCAAAGAGGUCGUGAUCAUGGUCUACCUUCUUAUAACAACUAUCGUGCUUUGUGUAAUUUGAAGAGAGCCUCGAACUGGAACGAUUUAAGUCGUGAAAUUCCCACUGAAGUUAUUAAUCGUUUCAAGAAAAUCUAUCCUACUGUUGAUGAUAUUGAUCUAUUCCCUGGCGCUAUGACCGAAAGACCUUUACAAGGCGGUUUGGUAGGACCCACAUUGGCCUGUAUCAUUGGUAUACAAUUCAGACAGUUGAGAAAAUGUGAUAGAUUCUGGUAUGAAAAUCAAAAUCCUGAAGUUAAAUUUACUGAAGCCCAAUUGGCUGAAAUACGUAAGACCACCUUGGCUAAGAUAACCUGUGAAAAUUUGGAAAUUCCCGGUGAUAUGCAACGUGCUGCAUUCGAUUUGCCCAGUAACUUCUUAAAUCCUCGUGUACCUUGUCACUCUAUGCCUCAAAUUGAUUUGAGUGCUUGGCGGGAAAAUGUUCAAGGCUGUCAAAUUGGCAAUCGUCAUGUGAGAGUAGGAGAAUCUGCCUUCCCCUCACCCUGUACCAGCUGUGUUUGUUCCACAGAAGGAGCCCAAUGUGCUUCUCUGCGCAUUACCGAUUGUGGUCAACUGAUUAGACAAUGGCCUAAAGAAGCUAUUCUACGCGAUGAAGUCUGCAAUUCACAAUGUGGUAUUUACCUCAAUGGUCAAAAUGGCAAUUUCAAUGCCCAGUCACGUCAAUCACAAGUACCACCCUCACGUGUACAACGCUCAAGGCCUCAAAAUCUAUUCAAAUUCCCCGAUCUUACACCCUUCAUAGCAUCAUUGUAAAUUUAAGGCAACAAAACAAAACAAAAAACACUUUAACACGAAACUUAAACUUUAAACUUAGAAAAUAAUUUUAAAAAAAUGAAAGAAACUACAAACCACAACAAAAUCCAACAUGUCCGCCAUUAGUUAAAGUAGACAUUCGAGUCCCUUAAAACGGAGGCUUAAAAGUAUAAAACGAAAUGUUUACUUAAUUUCUUUCAAACUUAGGUAAUUAUAAUAAAUUUUAUAUAUAAUUAAUGUACAUAAAAUAAAUUGUUAUUAUAAGUAAGAAAAUUACAUUUCACUUUAAUUAAAUAAUUUUCUUAAAACAAAAAGAAAAUGUAAAUAAUUUUAAAUUAUUAUCUUAAAGUUUCUUAAGCAUUAAACGUCAAGAAAAGAGAAGGAAUUUUAGUUACUCCAUGUUAAUUUUAUUAUAAUUUUUUUUUUUAUAUAAAAAAAUAUUUGUUAUAAACAUUAAAGACUUAUUAUGUAUGCACUUUAUAUAAUAACUAUAUAUAAAAAAACCAUAAACUCUUACACCAUUUCCUUUAAGCUAUAUAAGUAACAAAAAAAAAAUCAUUUUCAUUUUCCCUACUUAACUAUUUUCUUGAAAUGGUGUUUGUAACUACAUACAUAUGUAUUUGUUAGUAAAAUAAUUUUCCUACUUUUCUUUCUAAACUAUCACUUUUCAAAUCAUGUCUCCUAAUGAUUCUAGUUCCAUUUAACUGCCCACUUUUUGAAUGCAUAAAAAACAACAAGAAAACUUAUUACAUUUCUUAUAUAACUAUGUACUUGUAUUUCCUUUUUAGAUUUCAAUGCAUUUCUUUUGCUUAUUUAUUGAUAUUUUAUAAUUAAAACUUAAAACAAAACAAAAAAACGAUAUUGUAUAAUAAUGAUAUAUAUUUUUUAAUUAUAGUUUUCCACGAUAAUUAAUAAAUAAAUUUUAAUAUAAG
Molecule: messenger RNA, 6167 nt
Organism: Lucilia sericata (common green bottle fly)
Lineage: Eukaryota; Metazoa; Arthropoda; Insecta; Diptera; Calliphoridae
Exons: 12
Coding region: 1060-5235 (1391 amino acids)
Biological process (GO): response to oxidative stress
Molecular function (GO): heme binding; peroxidase activity
Source: RefSeq, a predicted model, not a curated record